Aspergillus bombycis is the source of this 2547-nucleotide messenger RNA. It is a transcript of the gene pakA, whose product is annotated as mitogen-activated protein kinase kinase kinase kinase STE20. Gene Ontology annotation, molecular function: protein serine/threonine kinase activity; ATP binding. The coding region runs from base 1 to 2547 and encodes 848 amino acids. The record is from RefSeq and is a predicted model, not a curated record. Gene Ontology annotation, biological process: protein phosphorylation; regulation of MAPK cascade; intracellular signal transduction. Lineage: Eukaryota; Fungi; Ascomycota; Eurotiomycetes; Eurotiales; Aspergillaceae. Gene Ontology annotation, cellular component: cytoplasm. The transcript has 4 exons.
AUGAAUCACGAUAGUUUUUCUUCCCUCAAAUUUCGACGACCGUCAAGCAAGCUUCACAAGGACCCUCCUAGUAUCGGUUCCCGCAUGCUUAAGAGUCAGCAGAGCAACACGUCACUUAAACGACACCCCUCAGCGCCCGUGUAUCCGCGUUCUUCUGCCAGCAGAAGCCGCGAACAUUCGCGCACGAGAUCCAACGCAUACGGCUCUUCUACAUCCUCUCUGGAUCAGAACAGUGGUGGGCCAUCUCCAGUUCUUGCAAACAACGAAUCUGGCUAUUUUUCUGGUAACCACAACACCACCAAAUCCCGCCCGCCCCACUCGGGACGGUUUUCACUCAACGAUCAAAGCUCAGAUGAAUUGAUCGGUGCCCCGUUUGAUUCACGGGGUAUGCUAAGUGCUUUGCAAGAAAAUACUGCCGAGUCCGACAGACAACCAAUCCAGAAACCUCCGACGUUGCGGUCUCAGACAGCCCCCGACACUCGAGGACUUAGACAAUCCGCUAGCUUCACCGCUCUACACAACCGUAUGGAUGCCCUAGUAAAUAGAACGGAUAGCGAUCGCUCGACGAAUACUAAGCGAUAUUCCGAUGAGGGAAAUGGUACCAAACCGGUUGGGCGAAGUAAGAAGGCCAGCUUCUCCAGCUUCGUCAACAGCAUGCUAGGUUCUCCUCGUGGUAUUAAGAUAUCUGCACCGGAGAAUCCCGUCCAUGUCACACAUGUUGGCUACGAUAACCAGACGGGGCAGUUCACGGGACUGCCUAAAGAAUGGCAACGGCUGUUACAGGAAAGCGGCAUCUCAAAGAAGGAGCAGGAAGAACACCCGCAAACUAUGGUUGAUAUUAUGAGAUUCUACGAGAAGAAUGCGCAAGGAGACGAUGAGGUCUGGCACAAGUUUGACCAUGCAUAUGCCCAUCAUCAACCAGUUACCACUUCCUCGUCGCAGCCCAGCUCUGGAGGCUCGACUCCCUAUGGCACUGUGGGCCAGCGAGCCUCAUCUCCCACAAGCCCACGUUUCCCACAAAAUCAUGAGGGGAGUUUUGAAAACCCAAGAGCGCCACCUCCGAUCCCCAGGGCUGCUCCAGCAGCAACCCAGGCUAUGUCACCCCCUGCUGGUGGCCUUGUACCCAACCGGGCCCCUCCAAGACCCCCAGCUGCCACUAAUAUGACGCCCGCCCGCCCUGCUCCUCAGCCUCCAACUACUGCCUCAUACGCUACGACAAGACCAGCACAGGAUCCCUGGCCUCAGUUUGGAACGAUCCCGGAGAAUGCACAGCCCUUCGGCACACCGCCCAUACCGGAAUCCGAGCCCUUACCGUCUGGGCCGCAGCUGAGCAGAUCAAACUCUAAGGCUAACAGCGCAGUUACUCCAUGGGUAUCACCAGCGGUGGCCUCCACGCCAACACAGUACCAACAACAACAGGAGCAGGCAAUGGCCACAGCCCAGCAGGCAAUUGCAAGCAAGCAACUUGACCGCAGUCAAAGCCUCCGCCAGCAGCAGGCACAGCAGCCAAAACAAAAACAAGCAACGCAACCAAUUCCACAACAGGUGUCGCCUGUGGAGGAUCCAUCUGCUGCGCAUCAGCAAAGCGCUCGUGCCGUUCCCGCUGCUCGCCCACGGCAACGAGCUCGCCAGAGCAAUGCUAUGGAUAUACGGUCAAGACUGGUCGCCAUUUGCACUCCUGGCGAUCCAACUAAGAUGUACCACAACCUGAACAAGAUUGGCCAGGGUGCUUCUGGUGGCGUAUUCACCGCGUACCACAAUGGAACAGGCAGUUGUGUUGCCAUCAAGCAAAUGAACCUUGAUCUGCAGCCGAAGAAGGAUCUUAUUAUAAAUGAGAUUAUCGUCAUGAAAGACAGCAAGCACAAGAACAUAGUCAAUUUCUUGGACAGUUAUCUUCAUGGCCUAGAUCUCUGGGUGGUUAUGGAAUAUAUGGAAGGUGGCAGCCUUACCGAUGUGGUCACUUUCAAUAUCAUGAGUGAAGGGCAGAUUGCUGCCGUCUGCCGAGAAACUCUGAGUGGUCUACAACACCUUCACUCCAAAGGCGUAAUCCAUCGUGAUAUCAAGUCAGACAACAUUCUCCUGGCAUUGGAUGGCAAUAUAAAAUUGACCGAUUUUGGAUUCUGCGCCCAAAUCAACGACUCGCACAACAAGCGAAACACGAUGGUCGGCACCCCGUACUGGAUGGCCCCGGAAGUCGUUACGAGAAAAGAGUAUGGUCGAAAAGUUGAUAUUUGGAGCUUGGGAAUUAUGGCUAUCGAGAUGAUCGAGGGUGAGCCUCCGUACCUCACCGAAUCACCUCUUCGGGCACUAUACUUGAUCGCAACGAACGGGACCCCUACGAUCAAGGAUGAACAGAACUUGUCACCGGUUUUCCGAGACUUCUUGCACCUUGCACUGAAGGUCGAUCCCGAAAAGAGAGCAUCGGCCCAUGACUUGCUGAAGCACCCUUUUAUGUCUUUUUGUGCCCCUCUAUCCCAUUUAGCACCCCUUGUAAAAGCUGCACGGCUCAGCAGGGCCCAGGAGAAAGCCCAAAAAGGGGGUCAUUGA